GGGGCCGGGGGCGGGGUUGUGGCGGUACUGCGGGUGACAACGGUCAAUAAUGAAGGUGGCUGCGGCGCGGCAGCAGACUCAGCUGCGCCGGGUGGGGGCGGCGCCGAGGACGCGCCUGUAGGACCUCGGAGCCGGCGCGGAAGAUGGGGCCCCAGCGCGGGGAGUGAGGCGGCCGCGGCGAGCGCAACUUCAGCCGGAGGGGCUCUCCCGCUUUCCCCUCCGGCUCGUUAGCCUCCACCUGGAGCCCCUCGACCCCCGCGUCCCGCGGGACGGGAACGGCGACGGAAGGGGCAUGUGGCGCUGGGUCCGGCAGCAGCUGGGUUUUGACCCACCACAUCAGAGUGACACAAGAACUAUUUACAUAGCCAACAGGUUUCCUCAGUAUGGCCAUUAUACACCUCAGAAAUUUAUAGAUAACCGGAUCAUUUCAUCUAAGUAUACUGUGUGGAAUUUUGUUCCAAAAAAUUUAUUUGAACAAUUCAGAAGAGUGGCAAACUUUUAUUUUCUUAUUAUAUUUUUGGUUCAGCUUAUGAUUGAUACACCUACCAGUCCAGUUACCAGUGGACUUCCAUUGUUCUUUGUAAUAACAGUUACUGCCAUAAAGCAGGGUUAUGAAGAUUGGUUGAGACAUAUCUCAGAUAAUGAAGUAAAUGGAGCUCCUGUUUAUGUUGUUCGAAGUGGUGGCCUUGUAACAACUAGAUCAAAAAAUAUUCGGGUGGGUGAUAUUGUUCGAGUAGCCAAAGAUGAAAGUUUCCCUGCAGAUUUGGUGCUUCUGUCCUCAGAUCGACUUGAUGGUUCUUGUCACGUUACAACUGCUAGUUUGGAUGGAGAAACUAACCUGAAGACACAUGUGGCAGUUCCAGAAACAGCAGUAUUACAGACAGUUGCCAAUUUGGACACUCUUAUAGCUGUGAUAGAAUGUCAGCAACCAGAAGCGGACUUGUACAGAUUCAUGGGACGAAUGACAAUAACUCAACAAAUGGAAGAAAUUGUAAGUUAUUUCUUCUCGUUUUACAUCUCCCUUAUGGAGAGAAAUUCAAACAGCAAGAAGACCCCAUGCUCCAAGAAGUAUGCAAUACCUCUGGGGCCAGAGAGUCUCUUGCUUCGUGGAGCCAGAUUAAAAAACACAAAAGAAAUUUUUGGUGUUGCUGUUUAUACCGGAAUGGAAACUAAGAUGGCAUUAAAUUACAAGAGCAAAUCGCAGAAACGAUCUGCAGUAGAAAAGUCAAUGAAUACAUUUUUGAUAAUUUAUCUAAUAAUCCUUAUUUCUGAAGCCAUCAUCAGUACUAUCUUGAAAUAUACAUGGCAAGCUGAAGAGAAAUGGGAUGAACCUUGGUAUAACCAAAAAACAGAACAUCAAAGAAAUAGUAGUAAGAUUCUGAAAUUCAUUUCAGACUUCCUUGCUUUUUUGGUCCUCUACAAUUUCAUCAUUCCAAUUUCAUUAUACGUGACAGUGGAACUGCAAAAAUUUCUUGGAUCAUUUUUUAUUGGCUGGGAUCUUGAUCUCUAUCAUGAAGAAUCAGAUGAGAAAGCUCAAGUCAAUACUUCUGAUCUGAAUGAAGAACUUGGACAGGUGGAGUAUGUGUUUACAGAUAAAACUGGUACACUGACAGAAAAUGAGAUGCAGUUUCGGGAAUGUUCAAUUAAUGGUACAAAAUACCAAGAAAUCAAUGGUAGACUAGUAUCCGAAGGACCAACACCAGACUCUUCAGAAGGAAACUUAUCUUAUCUUACUAGUUUAUCCCAUCUUAACAAUUUAUCUCAUCUUGCAACCAGUUCCUCCUUUAGAACCAGUCCUGAAAAUGGAACUGAACUAAAUAAAGAACAUGAUCUCUUCUUUAAAGCCGUCAGUCUCUGUCACACUGUGCAGAUUAGCAGUGUUCAGACUGAUAGCAUUGGUGAUGGUCCCUGGCAGUCCAACUUUGCACCCGCCCAGUUGGAGUACUAUGCAUCUUCACCAGAUGAAAAGGCUCUUGUGGAAGCUGCUGCAAGAUUUGGCAUCGUGUUUAUUGGUUAUUCUGGAGAAAUUAUGGAAGUUAAAACUCUUGGAAAACUGGAACGAUACAAGCUGCUUCAUAUUUUGGAAUUUGAUCCAGAUCGUAGAAGAAUGAGUGUAAUAGUUCAGGCACCUUCAGGUGAGAAGCUUUUAUUUGUUAAAGGCGCUGAAUCAUCAGUUCUCCCUGCAUGUAUAGGUGGAGAAAUAGAAAAGACCAGAAUUCAUGUAGAUGAAUUUGCUUUGAAAGGGCUAAGAACUCUGUGUAUGGCCUAUAGGCAGUUUACAUCUAAAGAGUAUGAGGAAAUAAAUAGACGUUUAUUUGAAGCCAGGACCGCCUUGCAGCAACGGGAAGAGAAAUUGGCAGGUGUCUUCCAGUUCAUAGAGAAAGACCUGAUAUUACUGGGAGCUACAGCAGUAGAAGACAAACUACAAGAUAAAGUUCGAGAAACUAUUGAAGCCUUGAGAAUGGCUGGUAUCAAAGUGUGGGUGCUUACUGGAGAUAAACAUGAAACGGCUGUUAGUGUGAGUUUGUCAUGUGGACAUUUUCACAGAACCAUGAACAUCCUUGAACUUCUAAACCAGAAAUCAGACAGUGAAUGUGCCGAAAAAUUGGGGCAGCUUGCCAGAAGGGUUAGAGAGGAUCAUGUGAUUCAGCAUGGUCUGGUGGUAGACGGGACCAGUCUGUCUCUUGCACUCAGGGAGCAUGAAAAGCUAUUUAUGGACGUUUGUAGAAAUUGUUCAGCUGUAAUGUGCUGUCGUAUGGCACCACUACAGAAAGCAAAGGUAAUAAGACUGAUAAAAAUCUCACCUGAGAAGCCAAUAACAUUGGCUAUUGGCGAUGGUGCUAACGAUGUAAGCAUGAUACAAGAAGCACAUGUUGGCAUAGGAAUCAUGGGUAAAGAAGGAAGACAAGCUGCAAGGAACAGUGACUAUGCAAUAGCUAGAUUUAAAUUUCUCUCCAAAUUGCUUUUCGUUCAUGGUCAUUUUUAUUAUAUUAGAAUAGCUACCCUUGUACAGUAUUUUUUUUAUAAGAAUGUGUGCUUUAUCACACCCCAAUUUUUAUAUCAGUUCUACUGUUUGUUUUCUCAACAAACACUAUAUGACAGCGUGUACCUGACUUUAUACAAUAUUUGUUUUACAUCCCUGCCUAUUCUGAUAUAUAGUCUGUUGGAACAACAUAUAGACCCUCAUGUAUUACAGAACAAGCCCGCCCUCUAUCGAGACAUAAGUAAAAAUCGUCGAUUAAGCAUGAAAACAUUUCUUUAUUGGACCAUCUUGGGUUUCAGUCAUGCCUUUAUUUUCUUUUUUGGAUCCUAUUUUCUCAUAGGGAAAGAUACAUCUCUGCUUGGAAAUGGCCAGAUGUUUGGAAAUUGGACAUUUGGCACCUUGGUCUUCACAGUCAUGGUUAUUACAGUCACAGCAAAGAUGGCUUUGGAAACUCAUUUUUGGACCUGGAUCAAUCAUCUUGUUACAUGGGGAUCUAUUUUAUUCUAUUUUGUGUUUUCUUUGUUUUAUGGAGGGAUUCUCUGGCCAUUUUUGAGCUCCCAGAAUAUGUACUUUGUAUUUAUUCAGCUCCUAUCAAGUGGUUCUGCUUGGUUUGCCAUAAUCCUCAUGGUUGUUACAUGCUUAUUUCUUGAUAUUGUGAAAAAAGUAUUUGACCAUCAGUUCCAUCCUACAAAUAUUGAAAAGGCACAGAUGUACUCCAACACAGUCGCUUUCAGUGACGAGUUCAUCGCACUGCAGCCGUUGUCGAGGGCAAGGAGUCAGCUGAGCAAACUUAGCUUACUGAAACAAAUUCAAGUAUCAAGUGCUUGGACUCCAUGUGCUGUUUCUCAGAAGGAGAAACAGCGUGUGCAUCUGUUGGAAGAAUGCUGGAGCGAGUAAUAGGAAGAUGUAGUCCAUCCCAUGUCAGCAGGUCCUGGUGAGCCAAACUUUUCUCUUAUUGUUACUUUAGAUCAUGGAGUGCAUCGGAUCCUUUCUAUACCAACGACAGGAGCAUCUUGACCCUCUCCACAAUGGACUCAUCUACUUGUUAAAGGGGCAGUAGUACUUUGUGGGAGCCAUUUCAACUCCUUACCUAAAACUGAGUGUGAGCAUCCUGGUAAUGGCCACACUACCUCUGUGGAAUUACUUUCUGAAAUCUCUGAAGUAGUUCAUGCCCACUCAGAGUUAUAAUGGCAAACAAACAAAAAAUAUUACCAUGCACCCAUGUCAGCCACCAUCUUAAUUUAAACAUGUUAAAAUUUGUGAAUAAAGAGACAUUUUUCAUCUCUUUAUCUGGGUUGUCCCCAUGUGUUUAUGGGACUCCUAAUGGCAUUUCAGCCUUUUCCUAAGGCCACUCUACUUUAAUAUCAAGGUAGAAAAGGGAGCUAAUUCCUAGUUAAUUGUAUUUUUUAGUAUUAGCUUGGUUAUUGAGUCUUCUAUUUAAAUCUGCUUCUGUAAAUUAUGCUGAAAAGUUUGCCUUGAAAACUCUAUUUUUUUAUUAGAGUUAUAUUUGAAGCUUUUCAUGGGAAAAGUUAAUGUGAAUAGUAAGGAAUUUUGGUCCCUCGGUGACCCAUGUUAAUUCUUUAGUGCUUUCUAAGUUCACAGAACAAAUUAGGAGAAUGCAUUUCCAACCAUUAUUUACUUGCACUAUGGAUAGUAUAGAUAAAUAUAUAUCAGUUCCAAACUUUCAGUGUACUGUAACACAACCAGUUAAGUUAACCAUAUACAUGCAAAAAGGUAUACCAUAUCAUAUAUAAAUCAAGAAUCAAGUCCAUUCACCAAAUUUCAAAUUAAUAUUUACUAUUUUCAUGACAAUGUAAAGAACCUGUAGUGGGUAAAUUAGACACAUUUGCAUAUUACUUAAUGUGUUUAUCAUUGGAUCUUUUGCAUGCUUUAAUCUGGUUAAUAUAUGUCAGUUUGCUUUUUCUUGUCUAUCUGAAGGCUUUGUUUAUAGUAUUUUACAGUGCUGUUGUGAAGUCCAACUAUAUCAAUAAAAAACAGUUUGGAAAGUAUUCAAAUAUUGCAAAUACUUUUAAUUAUAUGAAUCAAAAUUUUAGGAUAAUUAAAUCAGUAAAAUGAGAAGAGCCUCUUUUUGUGACUAGCUUAGAACUGCUCUUGCCUUUCAGUAAGCUAGCUCUUAGAAUGAAGAAUUUCAGAUGAGAAUCCUGUUAUUUUUAGGUUAGUAUGUUAUCUAAGUUACAGCAGCCUACCACAGUAAAGUCAAGUCUACCCGGUGUCCCAUUAUAAGGUAUGGCUAUAGAAUGUAAAUGAAAUAAACUCUAAAAUGCUAAAUUAUAUGCGGUAAUGGCUGCAGUAAAUUUAAGUGCUAUAAAUGAUUAAUCAGGUUUGUAUGAUUGCCAUUAAUUCACUGCAGUUCAGUACUUGAUUUCCAUCCUGAAUUUAACAUGUAGAUCCAGUGCUAUCAUUUGUUUUCAUAAAAAGUAAUGUUGUUUUAAAAUUUGGAAAUGAUUAUUAGUUUAAAACUCUUCCUAAGCAUAUGAUUGAAUACAUAUACAUUUAAAAUUGUAUGGGAAUGGUUGCCAAAGUUUUUUGAAUAUGGUAAUUCCUUUCUGUACAUUUAUUUUUUGCACAACCCUUCCACCCCUUUCCCAUUUCAUGAAUAUAAGACUUCUAGAAUUGGGCUUGUAGGGAAAGAAUCAUACAAUUAAGACUUUACCUUUGUUCACUGGUAAGCUGUUUUCUUGCCAGUAUAACAUUUGUCUGUUUCAAUAAUGCAAGGAUAUAUUAGGUUAUAAAUUUCAGCCUAAAUAUUAAUUUUUGCAAAUAGCCCAUCUUUACCUUAGAUUGGGUUUAGGAAAAUGCUGUUAUUCUGGAAAUACUAUAAAGGGAUAAUAAAAAUUUACAGUGUGUACCCUUACCACUUCAUGUUUCAGAAGAGGAAAUACUGCAGAAAAUAUUCAGUAGAGUAUUAGUGGAUGACAAUGGCAAACUUGCUCUUAGAAUGUCUUGUAAAAUGUUCAUAUAACAAAAUGACAUUUGGUAGCCGGGCAUUGCAUCUACCUUGGUGUUUAUUUGCCAUCAAUUUAACUGACUACUAAUACUAGGGAAGGACUGCAAAGCCAUCAAGCAGUCUCUGACCAACUAUAGCAAGGCAUGAACUCAGCCAGCCUAUUUGGUGCUCAAAGUAUGAUUGAUACAAUUUUUUGCAUUCACUAUUUGAAGUUAUUUAGGAACUUUGUAUCUGAAAAAUAGCAUCUGCUGACAUGCUUAUCCUACUCUGUUGUUCAAAACCUACUCCCUUUAAAGGAAUUCUUGCAAUUGUAAGAAAAGGAUUUUCUGUUGUUUAAGAAAGUAACAGUGUUGUCUGCAAACCUCCAAUAGUUCUGUAGAUAGUCAUUUUGUAAAAUUGUUACUGCAUAAUGAGUAUUUGUAAAUUUUCCUCCUUGCAUAUCUCUUUAAAAUUCUUUGGAAAGUACGAUGUUGAUAAUUAACUUACUCUUAUCUGCCAACACCAGGUACCAUGCUACAUGUGUUAUUGCUAGUUACUGGUCUCAAAUCUAUUUGCUUCGCUUGCUUGUGUUUGCCUAGCCUUAAGGCUGUAGCCCUGAAGAUAGUAGCAAUCACCAAGUCAGUUUCCAAAAUUACCCAUCAGCUGCUUUAGGUGACUCAGCAAUCCUGCCUCAACUUUCAACAAGCAUUAGGCUCACACUGGAAGGAAUAGAGUGUGGGCCAGGGGAACUAUAGCUACCCAGGCUUGCUGUGGGGUUGAGAAGGAAAAAGGAGAGAAUUAAGUUUUAAUUUCUCUUAACUAACCACCUCCUUGGGUCUUAAUCUCUCUGAUGUCCAGCGGCUUCCCAGACCUGAUCCAGACUCUGGCACUGUCCUGAGUAGGAGGUUAAACAGGGUCAUUUCUACUGCAUAAGAUUGUGAAAUUGGCCUUGUGUGAUAAGCUUGAGCCUCCUAUCUAAUAGGCAGGAAUCACAACCACUAAAAUAUUUACAAUUUAUACCAAAAGUUUUAAAAUACACUGAAAAGUUAUUGGGGCUGGGAAAAGGGAAAAAUCAUCCCAUGUUUUGUGUUUUUCCUUUAAAGAUCAAUUUGGGGUGUAAGCAUGUGUUAAUAAAACUUAACACACCAAAGACUUAUAUGAAACAUGUUUUGUUAUUUUUGGCCCCCCUUUAGAGACACUUUUAUUUCUAUCUAAAAUGCCUUCUAUUUUCAUAAAAACAGAACAUUAUUAAAGUGCUGUUUAUGUGAGAUAACCUGAAUGAUAUUAUUGCAAAAGAGCAUAACUAAUGAUAUGUUUGUAAUAAUGGUGAUUGUUAGAUUUUUAUGAAUAAAAAGAAUAGUUGGAAAUACUAUUGUAACAGUUUAAAAUUCUGGACCUCAGACACUGUGGCUAUCUAAUAUAACUUGUUAUCUUCAUUGUCAGUAAAUGUAGCAUACCUGUUGUGCAGCGCUCAGUAAUUUUUUAAAGUUUAUGAAAUUAUAUUAAAUAAAAAAUUUCCUAUAUAA
Messenger RNA from Cervus elaphus (red deer), 7456 nucleotides. It is a transcript of the gene ATP11B, whose product is annotated as ATPase phospholipid transporting 11B (putative). The record is from RefSeq and is a predicted model, not a curated record. Gene Ontology annotation, cellular component: recycling endosome; endoplasmic reticulum; plasma membrane. The transcript is spliced from 32 exons. Gene Ontology annotation, biological process: phospholipid translocation. Bases 293 to 3880 code for a protein of 1195 amino acids. Gene Ontology annotation, molecular function: magnesium ion binding; ATP hydrolysis activity; ATPase-coupled intramembrane lipid carrier activity. NCBI's taxonomy places the organism in Eukaryota, Metazoa, Chordata, Mammalia, Artiodactyla, Cervidae.